Molecule: messenger RNA, 3334 nt
Organism: Melitaea cinxia (Glanville fritillary)
Lineage: Eukaryota; Metazoa; Arthropoda; Insecta; Lepidoptera; Nymphalidae
Product: protein Daple
Exons: 17
Coding region: 1-3000 (999 amino acids)
Biological process (GO): establishment of cell polarity; neuron migration; tube formation
Cellular component (GO): centrosome; centriole
Source: RefSeq, a predicted model, not a curated record
AUGGGCUCGACUAGUUUUUUGAACAAGUCUAAGUCUGGUUUCAGAGCAAAGAGCGGCUCCAGCGUGGGCUCUGAUAAGGAGAUGAAUGGGAAGCUCAAGAGGUCGAAAAUACGGCGCCCGGUAAGGAUGAACGAGUACGGGAUGAAGAGGAUUCCGGACUACACAGAGCUGGCAUACAAAGAAGCAGUGUCCAAAUUGAAGUACUUUUUGUCGGGGAAUAAUGCGCCUAGCGUUCGUAGUUACGGCGGAUCAGCAUCAAUCAAGAACGUUGACGAGUCAGACGGCGAUCUCGACAAGAAGUAUUCGACAUCUUACAACACUCUGGCCGAGUACAAGCCGCGUCCGCGCCUUACCGCCAAGUACGCGACAUUGUACGCUGACAGCUUGAACAAUUACACACCGCCUCAGCCAACUGUUACUAGUACUGCACCCCAAGUACCUGGUGACCUGACCGGUGGAACAAAUCCUGAUGUUGUAAAUUUCAUACAGAAACAAGAGGAGUAUAUUGAACAACUAGAACGAGAGAGCCAAUAUUGUAGAGAUGAAUUAAACAACCUGCUCGGGAAGGUAAAAGAGGUGAUAUCAGAAAAUGAACACUUACACGAGGCUCAGAAGAACAAGCUUAUUUCUCGGAUGUUCCACAAUUAUAACGCUGGCUCUGAAACUGAUGAACUCGACGAUGUGGGAGACAGUACUGGUUUGGAUAGUGAUGAUAAGAUAUCGCUAUCAAAGACUCGUAGGCCAAAGUCUCGGUCUGUAAAACUCGAAGGACCAAAUAUCGUCUUCGAGUCUCGUAUUGCGGAACUGGAGGCACAACUGACACAAGCUAAAAUUGAUCUUAAGAAGGUUCAGGAUGAAAACAACGAAAACAAACGUAAGCUUGCUAACGGUCUUGUAGACUCCACAUGUCUUGAUGGUUUUAAAAGACAAAUUGAUAAUUUGCAAAGGGAUAAGUCAACUUUAGAAGCUCAAAUAGCUAAACUGAAACUAAACUUGGAACAGAAGGAAGGAGACAUGGAUGCUCGUUAUAAGAAAGGAUCAGAUGUUGUCGAACAACAACUCAGAGAAGAGAGAAACAAUUUAGAAAUAGAAAUACGCAGACUUAAGGAGGAGCUGGGUCUGGAACGCGCCAAGGCGCGGUCGCAGGCGGGCGAGGGCGCGCGGCGCUGCCUGGCGCGCUGCGACCAGCUGCAGCUCGAGCUCGCCGCGCAGCGCGACGGCGCCGCGCGCCUGCAGUUGGAAUUGGAACGUCAGCGCCGUGAAGAAAACGACAUAAAGAGAGAGUUGUCAAUGAAAAAUGCUGCUAUUGAAGAAUUGAAGAUGGAACUCAAAAAUAAAUCUGCUUCCCUUCAAGCAGACUUAGCUCAAGCACACGCUGAGAAAGCGUCUCUAGAAGAAGAACUGGCAAGCGCUAGGCUUACUAUCGAGAGACAACAGCGCCAGUCCAAACAUGAAGUUAAUCGUCUUAAUUCUGAAAUUCAAUCGCUCCGCCAUCGUUUGGAUAGAGCUGAUGCAGACUUGGUACAUUCACGCCGCGAGAAUUUGCGACUCUCAGAACAGAUAUCCAAUCUUGAAAAAGAGAUUAAUAUGAAAAAUUUGACCCCAAUAUCUCCAGAGAAAAACAAGAAGGAAUUGUCGUCAAUGCUGGAGUCCAUGGAGAACAAGCAUGCUAAGACCGUGGCUGAGUUGGAGUCCAUGAUUCAUUCACAAAACAGUCUGAUGGAGAAACUCACCAGCGAAUGUCGUUUGCUUACAGACAAGCUCGACGACGCAAAUCGUAGGCACAAAAUGGAAAAAACACAGCUGCUUUGCAGAAACUCUGAGCUUAUGAGAAAACUUAGAAAUUUGUGGUCUUCUCAUAAGAAAUACUGCACGACCACCAUAGCACCGUAUCGGAGUUACACUCCAUUGAAACUGGCAACUUUGCAGCGUCAAGUAGAGCAUCUCGGACAAUCCCUGCAGUCAGCAUACUCGCACCCACCUAGUAAUAACCAAGCACCUUCCUCGCACACAACCGAAGCCAACAGAAUAUCUCGCUUCCCUCCCGGAGCCGGAUCAAACUAUACCAGAACUGAGCCCACCGGAGACGCCACGGUCUCAGAAAGCGGUGACGUCAGAAACAUUGCUAGAGACUACGAAACAACAGGAAAUAUAAACAUACAAGAUCACUCGAACAAUGAUAAUAUAAAUAACUCGUCAAAGGCACAAACCUCGCCGAAACAAAUUAUAGUAACUAAUGAACAAAAUGGUAAACAUACGAAUGUUGAAAGAAAGAUGUCAAAACAAAAUUCGCGUGAUUCAAAUAACCAAGAUGAGAAAGUUUUAGGAAAACAAUUAUCAAAAGAAAACACUCAACCUGAAGAUCGUAUGGAAAAUGAUAGAACACAAGCUACAUCGCAAAUCGAAAGUAAUGAAAAGUUUGACACAGAUCAUAGAGAAAAUAUUAUUUCAGAUACAACACAGCCAGUUGAGUAUCAAACUGGUAACGAUCAGCCAAGACAACAAUCAGAAGAAUAUGCAAAUCAAAAUUAUAGUGAUGAAAAUUAUCCAAAUCAAGGACAAAAUUACGACCAACCACAAUUUGAAAAUUACGAACAGUAUCCUGAGCAAUACACCGAUCCUAAUGCUCAGCAAUAUGCUGAUCCUAAUGCUCAGCAAUAUGCUGAUCCUAAUGCUCAGCAAUAUGCUGAUCCUAAUAUUCAACAAUAUGCUGAUCCUAAUGUUCAGCAAUAUGCUGAUCCUAAUAUUCAGCAAUAUGCUGAUCCUAAUGUUCAGCAAUACGUUGAUCCUAACGUUCAGGAAUAUACUGAUCCAAAUGCUCAAUACGAAGGCCAAUAUGAAAAUUAUACGACAGAUGAAAAUUACACUGAACAAGUAUAUGAUAACACACAAUAUAACCAAGAAUAUGCAACUGAAGCUGAAUAUCCUGACACGGCUACAGAACAAACAAUUGAGACAAAUGAGAACACGCCCAAGGAAAAUAUAAUUAGCCAAAGUUAGCAUAGUGUUAAAUAAAUUAUUUUACGUGCAAUAUCUGUUAUUUUAGCUUCUAUUUAGUUAUGGUUUAUCAAAGUUUUUGGUUUUAGACCUAAAAAAUGUUUAAUAGGUGUAUUUUAAAUAACGCAUUUUUUUAGAUAUCGUUAUUUAUUUCGUUAUAUUCACAAUAAUAAUAAUACAUUUUAGAUGGAUGAUGAAAUAAAUCUUAUCAUGUAAAAGGAAUAACCGUAUAAUAUGUUUAAAAUUAAUCUCAGUUCGAAUAUUUAUAGAAGAUAUUAUAGUUGUAUCAUUAAAAAAAAUUUGGAAGAUCCAGUAAUAAAAAUUAUAGCCAACAAAA